AGGUAUUUAAUUAAUAGAACCCGUAACAAUUUAAGAGUUUACGUACCUUUAAGAGUACGUUUUACGUACUAUUAAGAGUACGUUUAUAUUACAAGAUUCUAAUGUGGAGGCCCGGCUUUACACAUACAGGCGAGUGGCACGCUUUUAAUGAACACCUGGGACCCCCACCCGUAAAAGAGGUGACGGACCAGAUGCUCGAGGACCACUUAGCUGAGUGUGCGGCGGCUGACUGUACGUCUGUCCGCGCAUUUCUGUGCCCCCUCGUCUCGGACACCUACUAUGGGUCCAAGAUAUUUGCCGUCCUCCGCAGAAAUCAAGACGUGCAUACACGCCAGCUGAGCUUCUUUGAUGAAGCUUCGUCGGAAAGGGAACAGUCCGCGUUUAACUCGCUGCACAAGUUCGCCGGCUUUGCCCGACGGCAUCAUUCCUAGAGGACUCGAACCUCCGCGGCUACUCUAACUCACACGCCGCGGACUACGCCCAAUGCGAGCGCCGUGAGCGUGAGCAGUUUAACAAAGGGCGAGACUACGAGCGCCGUAAGGCCCACCCCUCGCGGGACCCAUAGUCAACUGCCAAGUCAACACUUUAUCCGUCCUGUGCUAUGCCGAUAAUGGCGCGAUCCCUAACCUGAUAUUGAAACAGUUAGUGAUAGACGAAGGAUUAGAAACUCAGGCAAUUAGUCCUGUCUUUAUGAAGUCUUUUGGUGGAGCGACUAUGGUCCCACCCAAUAAACAAUGUACAUUACCCAUUUUGCUUGAAGUUUACGA
Sphaeroforma arctica JP610 is the source of this 767-nucleotide messenger RNA. RefSeq lists its product as hypothetical. NCBI's taxonomy places the organism in Eukaryota, Ichthyosporea, Ichthyophonida. The transcript has a single exon. The coding region runs from base 102 to 431 and encodes 109 amino acids. The record is from RefSeq and is a predicted model, not a curated record.